AUGGGUUCAAUUCAAGCCAACCCAGCAAGUGAGUCCUUUGAAGCUCAAGCUCACCUGUAUAAACACAUUUUCAGCCACAUUAAUGGCGCAGUUCUUAAGUGUGCUGUUCAGCUAAGAAUUCCAGACAUAAUCCACAGUCAUGGCCAACCCCUUACUAUUCCUCAAUUAGCCUCCAAACUUGAAGUUCAUCCAACCAAAACUGCCUCUAUUGAGAGGCUUGUUCGCUUACUGGUGCACAAUGGUUUCUUAGCAGAAACCAAGGUGAACGAGGAGGAACAAGAAGGGAGGAGGAAGCAUAUUCUCUCACUCCAUCUUCUAAGCUACUUGUGGUUCAAAGAGGAGGAGAAGACGAUAGUUGAGAGCGCCUUUGGGUUAGGCUUUUGGGAUCUGCUCGAACGUGAUCAUCAAUAUAUGAAGUCUUUUAAUGAGGGAAUGGCUAGUGAUUCACAGAUGAUGAACAUGGCACUUAGAGAUUGCAAGUCAAUCUUCGACAAACUUGAAACCCUAGUUGAUGUUGGAGGUGGCACAGGAACCACUUGUAGGAUAAUCUCUGAGAGAUAUCCUAAUCUGAAGUGCAUAGUGUUUGAUCUUCCACAAGUUGUUGAAAGCUCUUCAGGAAGCCAUAACUUGACCUAUGUUGGUGGCAGCAUGUUUGAAUCCAUCCCUUUUGCUGAUGCUGUUUUGUUGAAGUGGAUAUUACACAACUGGGAUGAUGAAAGUUCCGUAAAGAUACUGAACAAAUGUAAGGAGGCAAUUUCAAAGAAAGAUGAAGGAGGAAAAGUGAUCAUCAUUGACGCAGUGCUAAAGGAAAAGGAAGAUGAUAAUGACAUGGCACAAGUGAAACUCUUGUUUGACAUUUUGAUGAUGAGUACUCUCAAUGGAAAAGAGAGAACUGAGAAAGAAUGGAACAAACUUCUUGUCUCUGCAGGCUUCAAACACCACAAGAUCACUCCUCUUUUUGGUUUUAGGUCAAUCAUCGAGGCUUAUCCCUAG
Neltuma alba is the source of this 993-nucleotide messenger RNA. RefSeq names its product isoflavone-7-O-methyltransferase 9-like. Bases 1 to 993 code for a protein of 330 amino acids. Gene Ontology annotation, molecular function: O-methyltransferase activity; protein dimerization activity. The record is from RefSeq and is a predicted model, not a curated record. The transcript has 3 exons. NCBI's taxonomy places the organism in Eukaryota, Viridiplantae, Streptophyta, Magnoliopsida, Fabales, Fabaceae.